This is a messenger RNA of Oncorhynchus nerka (sockeye salmon), 2761 nucleotides long. RefSeq names its product deoxyribonuclease gamma-like. Bases 1646 to 2233 code for a protein of 195 amino acids. Gene Ontology annotation, biological process: DNA catabolic process. The transcript has 3 exons. Gene Ontology annotation, cellular component: nucleus. Lineage: Eukaryota; Metazoa; Chordata; Actinopteri; Salmoniformes; Salmonidae. The record is from RefSeq and is a predicted model, not a curated record. Gene Ontology annotation, molecular function: DNA binding; deoxyribonuclease I activity.
UGUCACUGUAACUGUGUGUGUGUGUGUGUAGAUGGUGAUGUUCCUAGGGGAUUUUAACUGUGUGUGUGUGUGUGUGUGUGUGUGUAGAUGGUGAUGUUCCUAGGGGAUUUUAACUGUGUGUGUGUGUGUAGAUGGUGAUGUUCCUAGGGGAUUUUAACUGUGUGUGUGUGUGUGUGUGUGUGUGUGUAGAUGGUGAUGUUCCUAGGGGAUUUUAACUGUGUGUGUGUGCGUGUGUGUGUGUGUGUGUGUGUGUGUGUGUAGAUGGUGAUGUUCCUAGGGGAUUUUAACUGUGUGUGUGUGUGUGUGUGUAGAUGGUGAUGUUCCUAGGGGAUUUUAACGCUGACUGUGGCUACGUGGCCAAGAAGAACAGGCAGCAUGUACGUCUCUAUAGUAACCAGGCCUUCCUGUGGCUAAUAGGGGACACAGAGGACACCACCGUUAGACAAACCACCACCUGUGCCUACGACAGGAUCGUGGUCCACGGGGCAUUUGAAAAAGCCAUUGUGCCCCAGUCCGCACAACCUUUCAACUUCGCCAAAGAAUACGGACUCACAGAGGAACAGGCGCUGGACGUCAGUGACCACUACCCAGUGGAGGUUGAGUUGAAGGCGGGGUCAGAACAUUUGGGAGGCCACACCCUUCUGAUCAUCCUCAUGGCCUUCUUCAUCUCCACCUGAACCUGUGGCCACGUUCCAGGCCGACUAUACUGCCUUGCAUCAACCAAUGGUUGUGUCCCGUCAAGCAUCAGAUGGCUAUACUGUAUCAUAUGAUGUGCACUGAACAAAAAUGUAAACACCACAUUAAACAUUUUCAAAGAUUUUACUGAGUUACAGUUCAUAGAAGGAAAUCAGUCAAUUUAAAUAAAUUAGGCCCUAAUCUAUGGAUUUCACAUGAUUGGUAGGGGCACAGCCAUGGGUUGGCCUGGAAGGGCAUAGGCCCACCCAUUGGGGAGCCAGGCUAAGCCAAUAAGAAUACGUUUUUCCCCAUAACGGGCUUUAUUACAGACAGAAAUGCUCCACAGUACCCCCUCCUCAGACCAUUCCACAAGUGAAGAAGCCAGAUGUGGAGGUCCUGGGCUGGCGUGGUUACACGUGGUCUGCGGUUUUUAGUCCGGUUGGACGUACUUCCCAAUUCUCUAAAACAAGGUUGGAUGUGGCUUAUGGUAGAGAUAUGCACAUUCAAUUAUCUGGCAACAGCUCUGGUGGGCAUUCCUGCAGUCAGAAUGCCAAUUGCACACUCCCUCAAAACUUGAGACAUCUGUGGCAUUGUGUUUUGUGACAAAACUGCACGUUUUAGAGUGGCUUUUUAUUGUCCCCAGCGUAAUGAUCAUGCUGUUUAUUCAGCUUCUUGAUAUGCCACACCUGUAAGGUGGAUGGAUUAUCUUGGCGAAGGAGAAAUGCUCACUAACAGGGAAACACAUUUGUGCACAAAAUCUUAGAGAAAUAAGCUUUUUUUUUUGCAUAUGAAUUUGAAUUUCUGGGAUUUAACCCCAAUUUGCUCCAGCACAGUACUUCUAUAGCUGACCCUGUAAAACAUUUCACUGUACCUAUCCGAUAUAUGUAACAAUAAAACAGGUUUUUUGCUGACACACAGGAUUAUCCAAUCAAACACCUAUUUCAGUAGUUCCAUAGUACCUCAUAGCUCAAUGAAAUCACAGAACGACCGUUAUGAUCAGAACCUGAAUGACUACUACCUGAAUGAUCAGAACCUGAAUGACUACUACCUGAAUGAUCAGAACCUGAAUGACUACUACCUGAAUGAUCAGAACCUGAAUGACUGCUACCUGAAUGAUCAGAACCUGAAUGACUACUACCUGAAUGAUCAGAACCUGAAUGACUACUACCUGAAUGAUCAGAACCUGAAUGACUACUACCUGAAUGAUCAGAACCUGAAUGACUACUACCUGAAUGAUCAGAACCUGAAUGACUGCUACCUGAAUGAUCAGAACCUGAAUGACUACUACCUGAAUGAUCAGAACCUGAAUGACUGCUACCUGAAUGAUCAGAACCUGAAUGACUACUACCUGAAUGAUCAGAACCUGAAUGACUACUACCUGAAUGACUACUACCUGAAUGAUCAGAACCUGAAUGACUACUACCUGAAUGAUCAGAACCUGAAUGACUACUACCUGAAUGAUCAGAACCUGAAUGACUACUACCUGAAUGAUCAGAACCUGAAUGACUACUACCUGAAUGAUCAGAACAGGAAACGUGAGCACACACGGCGCCACUAGUUUGUAAACCGACACUGACAGGUUUGAUGGAAUUCUAGCCUGGGUUUCAGGAGCCUGAACACCAAAGCCUUACUCACGUCAGCCAUUAAUACCAGGAUAUUUACUGUGUAUGUUUUUAUGUAAGGAAAUAUAUUUUUACACUGCACAAGACAUCCACUGGGGACAGUAUGUAUCGAUUGUAUUGAAUUCAAAGGGGAGAGGCUCUAAAGGACACGACAGACCUGUAAAACUGGCCCUUAACCUAUUCUUAUCAAAUCAAAUGUGACGAACAGGUGUAGACCUUACAGUGAAAUGCUGACUGACAAGCUCUUAUUAACCAACAAUGCAGUUAAGAAUGUAUAAAGGAUCAUUAAAAAAUCAAAGUAACAAAUAAUUAAAGAUCAGCAGUAAAUAAAAAUAGCGGGACUAUAUACAGGGUAUUACGGUACAGAGUCAAUGUGGAGGCUAUAUACAGGGUAUUACGGUACAGAGUCAAUGUGGAGGCUAUAUACAGGGUAUUACGGUACAGAGUCAAUGUGGAGACUAUGU